Molecule: messenger RNA, 732 nt
Organism: Macrosteles quadrilineatus (aster leafhopper)
Lineage: Eukaryota; Metazoa; Arthropoda; Insecta; Hemiptera; Cicadellidae
Product: trypsin delta-like
Exons: 5
Coding region: 1-636 (211 amino acids)
Biological process (GO): proteolysis
Molecular function (GO): serine-type endopeptidase activity
Source: RefSeq, a predicted model, not a curated record
AUGUUUCAGGCUUCCUUACAGAUUUCACAAAGUGAAUUUGGUUCUGCUGUGAUUCUAAAUAACAACUACUUACUGACUACUGCCUUCAAUGUCGUCUGGGCACAAAUAGAGGAACUUCAGUUUAGAGUGGGAAGCAACUCAGCCUCCAGCAAAGGCCAAGUGCUUAACGCAGCUGAGGUGCACAUACACCCAAACUACACGGGCUCUUGGGACUAUGACAUUGCUGUGGUAAAGACAGAUAAACUGAUCUCAUUCAGCAAAAAGGCGAAACCGAUCAAAAUUGCUACCACAGAACUCAAAGCCAAAACCGCAGCAAAAGUUAUCGGUUGGGGUGAAACAACGUAUGAGUCAAACACAACCUCGAAAUUCCUGCAAGUAGGGGAUGUUACAGUAUUAGACCACACACAAUGUGCCAAGACCUACAACAGUGACUUGACAGACCGGCUGAUGUGCACCUUAGACAAAAAACAGGGACCCUGUGAGUAUGACUUUGGAGAUCCGCUGGUAGCCAACACUCAGUUGUAUGGCCUGUUCGCUGGAGGUUACGACUGUAAACCUGGCAACCCAGUGUUGUACACUGACAUUCCUAACCUCUCUUCCUGGGUCAACUCCAUCGUUCCAUCAACACAACAUUGACAAUUUCAAUCAUUAACCCAUCAAUGCUUACUUGUGUUGAUAAGUAUGUGUUUAUGAUGCAGUUACAAUUGGCCCAAUAAAAUAUGUACCUUUUGA